This is a messenger RNA of Octopus sinensis (East Asian common octopus), 630 nucleotides long. RefSeq lists its product as uncharacterized. The record is from RefSeq and is a predicted model, not a curated record. Gene Ontology annotation, molecular function: DNA binding. The transcript has 3 exons. NCBI's taxonomy places the organism in Eukaryota, Metazoa, Mollusca, Cephalopoda, Octopoda, Octopodidae. Gene Ontology annotation, cellular component: nucleus. Bases 1 to 630 code for a protein of 209 amino acids.
AUGGGCUUAAACAAGUUUAAAGCUUCAAAUGGAUGGUUAGAAAAAUUCAAGCAGAGGCAUGAAUUAAAAUUCCGAACAUUGUCAGGCGAAUCCGCAUCUGCUGAUCAUGCGAUAAUUUUGAAUUUUUUAUCAGAAUUAAAUAUCAAAGUUGAACAAUAUGGAAAGGAGAACAUUUUUAAUUGUGACGAAACUUCUCUUUUUAUCAAACUUACUUCACGUAAAUCAUUCGUGAAAACUGGUGAUUCGGCACGGGGCUUUAAAAGGAACGAACAGGAUUUGUUUAUAGAGUCUUUAUCCAAAUUAAAUUUGCGGCAAGUGGUAACAAUAAUCUCAGAUGCUUGGAAUAAUGUAUCUGCGGAUAUUAUUUAUAACUGCUGGCAAAAGGUUUUUCGACAAUCUCCAUCAGACUCGAGUUGCAUAAAUGAAUCAUCUGAAGAAAUAUUUAAUAAUGUUAUUGAUGAAUGUUUUAAUGAAAUAGAAGAUAAUGAUCCAAAUAUCUAUGAGAAUAUAAGCUGCGAACCAUCAAUAUCACAAAUUUUAAGUUUGAUGGAAAACUUAGAGACAAACAUCUUUGAUUUGAUUCCAGAUUCUCUUCAUGAUUUAUAUUUAAUUAACAACGAAAAUCGUUAA